AUGGCAAUCGAAUCAGCAAUCCUCACCGAAUAUGCUGCGGUGAUAAGCACGGGCUAUCCCAUGGAGUCCAAAUCGCCACGCGCAGAAACGGAGAGAAUUACCUUGGCAAACAGCAUCAACUACGGGCCGUGUUCGGGGCCCGACGGCACGGGAAAGCUGCUGGCGCAAAUCAAGGCCCGCGCCAUAACCCUGCUCGAUGGGACUUGGCACAAGCGUCAAGUACGAUGGGUACAGAAUGAUUGGGAUGUGUUAGAGGGCCAGUCCAAGGGGUAUAACACCCACGCCCUGAUGAUCAGUUGCGGCACCGUCACGAUUGAUAGAGCGGCGUUUGGUGAUCGAAGAGUUCUGCUGAUCUGGAACAAAAACACGAAGGCAUGGCAAUUACCUAAAGGCCGCAAGAAUGUCCACGAAGAUCUCGCCGCUGCGGCAUUCCGCGAAACCACCGAGGAGACCGGCGUGGCCGUGCGGCCUCUCUACCUGAGGUUUAGGACUAGGUUUACGCUGCCGGACGACGGACAGGAGGGCGUCGCGAAGAAGCUGCGACAAAGACUGGGAGACUCUCUCAACGAUAGAAGAUUGAACGAGAGUGGGAUUGCAAAUUUGCUAAACAAGGAUACGUUCUACUUCAGCCAGUAUCCUGACCCGGCGACGGGGGCGAUGCGGCAUAUCUAUUGGUACGCCGCAAGGCCAGAGAGGGGCACGGUGUCGGACGUUACACUGAUGGGCAAGGAAGAUGCUCAGGUGAUGAGGGCACAGUGGUUCCCAGCGGGUGAAGCAGUGGACAGGCUGAAGAUGUCUGUGGAACGGGACGCCGUCGCGUUGGCGGUUCACUAUGCGGAGCAGAUGACUGAUGAAGAGUGGAGAUACUCAUUCGAUUUGGAAUAG
Neoarthrinium moseri is the source of this 885-nucleotide messenger RNA. RefSeq lists its product as uncharacterized. The record is from RefSeq and is a predicted model, not a curated record. The coding region runs from base 1 to 885 and encodes 294 amino acids. Lineage: Eukaryota; Fungi; Ascomycota; Sordariomycetes; Amphisphaeriales; Apiosporaceae. Gene Ontology annotation, biological process: ATP biosynthetic process; AMP biosynthetic process. The transcript is spliced from 2 exons. Gene Ontology annotation, molecular function: bis(5'-nucleosyl)-tetraphosphatase (asymmetrical) activity.